GAGGGAGAUCCAUCCACCAGAUGGUAAAAACCAGUGAAUCUGGUUCAGCUACCAGCUCUGGCUGACACAAACAAAGAUAAAUGAUGCAAUCUCUGAAAAGGCAACAGAAGGCGUCUGCAUGUGUGAUUGCUUUUUUAUGUUUUUUAGAAGGACUGCUUGUAGCUUUUAUCAUAUAUAUUUGUCUCAGUUGGAGGGAAACUGUUGGAGAGAGUUCUCAACAUCUGACCUCUGACCUCGACGACGACAAGUUUUCUGGCUGCAGCACCGAAGUCGUGCUUCUGAACGAUGAGGCCAUGGAACAAAAAUGGCACAGCUGCAGCGCAAAUUUCAGCAAAGCCUGGAACGAAGCAGAGCAAAACCUGAAAGAACCAGCAGAAAAGUACAUGGAGAAAAGCCAUUCUCUGGCUUUACACAUGUUCACUGAUGUGAUGCUGAAACAGGAGAACAAGAACUCUGGACCUGCAGAAAAUACCCCAAAACAAAGGGCCGCUUUCGAACCCAUCUCCCUUUAUUCCUCACUAAGUGAGGCGAUUCUAAUUUUAAAACAAAAUCAGGUGAUGUGUUUGAGUACAAACUACAGAACCAAAACUGUUUUGGAGCUCAACAUCUCCACCGGUCAGGUCCGAUUCAGUACCUUCAUUUUAGGCUCUGAUGAUUGGAAUUUUAAAGGAAAUGUUUCAUGUUUUGAGAUAUACUCUUGCUUUGGAGCAAACAUAACUAAAUACUCCAUCCUGAAAAGAAAUAACCAAGUGGUGAUUCCUCCCUAUGAAGUUUUUACAGUCACUGACGUUCAGAAACAAACUAGUUCAUGUAAAAUCACUUACAAACUCAGAAGUAAUUUGAAGUGUGUUUAUGACAAAGAGAGCAACCAGUUGUAUUCCUUAUCUGCAUUACCUGUGGAGGGAUUUUGGCUCAUUUUCACCUUCAUUUGUUUUGUCCUUCUGUCGCUUUUACUGCUCUGUGUUAUUGUGAAGCUUUACAAUAGAAUCUGCUCAGCUGGCAGAGUUUCAAAUUCACAUCUAUCCAGUCCAAUUAUAGCCUGUCAUUUAUAAAUGAAAAGAGAAAAUAUAAACAAUGUUUACCUCAUGUUAUUUCAUUUGAUGCAGCAUUUUCCUUAUCAUCAGCCCUAGCUCACAGUAUAACUGCAAUAUCAUUGAUUUUAUUAACCAAUCUAAAUGCAGUUCGAUCACUUUGGGAGUUAUUUCUGUUCCUACGUGGAAUGAGUCCGUUUUAAAAUUUCUGUUUGGGAAAUUAACACUAAAGCUGCUAAAAUAUGUCCACACUUCAACUUUCAUUAUAUAUGAAUAAAAGUUUUCACAUUAAUGAAUCAGGUUUCACA
Poeciliopsis prolifica (blackstripe livebearer) is the source of this 1339-nucleotide messenger RNA. RefSeq names its product ecto-ADP-ribosyltransferase 4-like. The transcript is spliced from 3 exons. Gene Ontology annotation, molecular function: NAD+ poly-ADP-ribosyltransferase activity; NAD+-protein-arginine ADP-ribosyltransferase activity. NCBI's taxonomy places the organism in Eukaryota, Metazoa, Chordata, Actinopteri, Cyprinodontiformes, Poeciliidae. The coding region runs from base 81 to 1052 and encodes 323 amino acids. The record is from RefSeq and is a predicted model, not a curated record.